UGGUGACGGUUGCCGGGGCAGCGCGUGCCGGCGUCCGGAAGAAGGGGCGUCGCCGCGGCAGGGAGAGGCGGAGAGAGACCGCGGGCAGGAUGGCGGCUGAUGAAAGCUCGCAGGACACUCUGCGGCUCCAGUUCCAGGCGAUGCAGGAGAUGCAGCGCAGACGGUUCCAGAAGCAGAUGGAGAGAAAGAGGGAGAAGGAGCUGAGCCCCGAAAGCAGAGCUGACGGCCAGGAGGAGCCCUUGGAGGUCCCAGGUGGCCUCGGCCUUCUCCAUGCUGGGGAGCCACACUCGAAAAACAGCUUUGAGAAGAGGGUGCUUGAAGAUGAGAUUGAACACCUUCGAAACGAGCUCAGGGAAACAGUGGACGAGAACGGGCGAUUGUAUAAGCUGCUGAAGGAAAGGGACUUUGAAAUCAAACACCUCAGAAAGAAGAUGGAAGAGGACAGACUUGCCUUCACAGGGACAGCUGGUGUAGCUGGAGAUGUGGUCGCCACCAAAAUUGUGGAGCUAUCAAAAAAGAACCGGGUGUUGAUGGCAGAAUCAGAGGGUGCAAAAACCAGAGUGAAGCAGCUGACCAAUCGCAUCCAGGAGCUGGAGCGGGAACUGCAGUCAGCCCUGACCAGGCCGCCAGCCAAGGGAGCCGCCGAUGCGGGAGCCAGGCCGCCGAGGACGCGGACAGGAGACGGAGCAUUGCGGGAGACCCCAGAGGUGAAGGCCCUGCAGGAUAGGCUGGCGGCCACCACCUUGAAGAUGAGUGACCUCCGUAACCAGAUCCAGUCUGUGAAGCAGGAGCUGCGGGUGGCACAGAAGGUUUUGGCCAGCGAGGUCGGGGAAGGCGUCGAUGUCCAGCAGCUCCUGUCCUUGCCGGGGACCUGGAGGGGUCGGGCUCAACAAAUUCUCGUUUUGCAAAGCAAGGUUCGAGAGCUUGAGAAGCAGCUGGGCCAGGCCCGGAGCCAGUCUGCAGGAACAGCCAGUGAUGAGUUGUCUGUGUAUCCAGACCCGAGGAAGCUGUCGGCACAGGAGAAACACCUGCAGAGGAUCCGCGGCUUGGAGAGGGAGAAGCAGGAAGGCCUGGAGAAACUUGCCAGUGAGCGGGACGCCCUCCAGAGAGAGCUUGAGGACCUGAAAAAGAAGUGUGAGGGCCUGAGGUCUCGGAACAAGGUGCUGGCGAGUGAGGUGAAGACCCUCAGGAGUCAGAUGGGGACCCUGGUGGAGAAGGGCCGGCAUGACGAUGAGCUCAUCGACGCCCUCAUGGACCAGCUGAGGCAGCUACAGGAGACCCUCGGCAGCCUGAGUCUGAAGGAGGAGAAGACGCGACUGUCCCAGCACCAUGUGGACCAGCAGCUGAACAGCGAGGCCCAACGGAACAGCAGCCUUGUGGCCCAGCUGCAGGCCAUGGUGGCCGAGCGGGAGGCCAGAGUGCAGCAGCUGGAGAUGGAGGUCGGGCGACUUGGUGUGCAGUAUCUUCGGAAUAAUGGAGCGGGCGAGGGGCCCGGCGUUCCUGAGGUCAGCCCUGCCUGUGCCCAGUUCCUGGAGGACCCAGACCUGGCCAAGCGCCCGACCUCGGCCGGUGACCGCGCUGGCAGGCUGGGGUCUUCUCGCUCUGUGACCAGCCUGGGCCACACACUGGUGGAAUCUGCUCUCACGAGGCCUUCCCUGCCCAGUCCCCACAGGAGCUCGCCUAGGUUCUUGGACUCCCCAGAACAGAAAGGCUGGCAGGCACGCGUGGCGGAGGUGAAGGCCCUCUGGCAGGCCGCUGAGGUGGAGCGUGACCGGCUCUCCGAGUUUGUCACCGUCCUGCAGAAACGGGUGGAGGAGAGCAGCGGCAAGCUCCUGGAGUCGGAGAGGAAGCUGCAGGAGGAGCGGCACCGCACUGUGUUGCUGGAGCAGCAACUGGAGAAGACGCGCCUGGAGCCGGGGAGGGCGUCAGCCUCGCAGAGAGCGGUCCCCAGGACCAAAACAGGUCUGCUCACCUCCAACGCCAGGCACAACCCAGCCGGAAGCGAGAAGAAGGACACGUCCUCUGCCCAGCUCUCCAACACGCCCACAGACUCCCAAAUGGAAGAGCUGACAACCAGGCUGGCCGUCCAGGAGGAGGAGAAUGAAAUGCUAAAGGCUGCCCUGGCCAGUGCCCUUCAGGGAAAGGAGGAGGACUUCCGGAUGUACCACGAGAUCCUGGGCCAGGUGAAAAGUGUCUUCCUGCAGGCCCUGCGGCAGCAGAAGACGGACAAGCAGUAGGUGACAGCCCAGUGUCGGCCUGGCCAGGGGGGCAGCCUCGGGUCCCCCAUAGCCACACACCCCAGCUCCAUCUGCUCCGGGAAGCCAGCCCAGGGCAGCCAGCUCAGCUGCCUCCACCAGAAGAGGCUCCUUCAGGAUGACGAAAACCGACACCUCAGGCCAGGAGGGCAGAAGAGAAGCCCUGGAGGGACACUGAGAGACCCUGGGCCAGCCGGGCUACAGCAGCGGAGAGGCACGGUGGCCCGCUGGCAGAGGCGAGAGCUCCGGGACAGCAAGGCGGCUGUGGACGGACGGACGCGUCCCUUGGGCAGGUGCUCACCACCCUCGUCCUAGGCACCCGCCAUGGAUACCCCGUGGCCCCACACAGGAGAGCCCUUGGUUACUCUGGCUGGGCACGUCCCUCGCCACUCAGCCCACCCUGUCCCUCACCCCGUCUCGGCUCCAUCUGUGCUGUCCACGCCCUGCACAGACUUGGGGCACGGUGUCCUCAGCUGGAUUGUCAGGCGCCCUCAGGUUCUGCCCCAGACGCAGACCCUCGGACUUGUAAUAAUAAGUAUUUUCAUAGUCACCGCAGCUCCCAGUGAGUAGCAUCUGCUGCGGAAGCCUGGCCCCACCUAGUCCUCUAGAAACCUAGGGGAUUGUCACCCUGUUUGACAGAUGAAGAAACUGAGGGUCGCAGAAGCUGAACUAAUAUUUAACUGCAGUCCACCUGACCCAAAACCAGGGUCUUGUCGUUGAGAGGUUAGCCAGGGUCGGCGUGCCCACCCGCCACUGGGCAGCCCCACCCCAGGCAGCUGCCCCGAGCACCUCCUCCUGCUCACCAAGACUGCAGCUGGUGGGUGCUGGUGGCAGAGGGCCGGGCGGGGCUCGGCUGGAGCUUCAGGCAGCGGGGUUUUGAGGCAGUGGCUCCAGCUGAAGGUACAGUGCACCUUCCUCGCCACGGUGGUCUGGGAGGGCUGCUGCAGGGGACCCCGAGGGUCUGCAGGCCUCUGUGUGACUGUCACAGUGUUGCCCUUUCUCAGCUGUAACUACGCCAUGACAGCUACAGGAAUGAGUGUCUCCACAGAGGGUCCCCCAUAGCAACACACCCUAACCUCAGAUACCCCGGCCACACACGUGCACCCAAAGGCCCACACAAUGCUGCAGAGGCACACAAAUACGAUUCAGGAGCGUGCAGCUGUGCACACACACAGGCCUCUGCAUGUGCACACCACGGAGAGCCUGGUGCAGAAGAGCACACACGUGGCUGUGGACACAUUCCCACAGGUGAAGGCACAGCCACGUGUGUGUUUCUUGUGCAGGGACGAACAAACACCGGUGCCCCUACUGUGAAAACACCCCCUUCCCCAGGAAAAGCCACGGGGCUCCUGGAACCUGUCUUCUCAGCCCCUUCCUUGGGGGUGGGCUCCGGAGGGACUUGGUGCCAGCUGCCACUCCUCAGGAAGCCUCUGACCCUGCGUGGAGCUCCUGCAGCCAGGUAGAGCAACGGCAACUGAGAUGAGCUGGUGAUUCUCGAGGGGCCCUAGGCGUCUCUGGGAAGGAAGAGUUUUUCUCUGGUUCCUUGUGAAGGAAAAUGGCCAGGCAGAGAGUCAGGAGAGAGAGGGUCUGUGCUGGGAGGGGACAGUGUGUGACAGUGAGGGGUGGGCCUCAGGGAUGCUGGGUCUGAACACCUUCUCCUGCAGCACUGGGGAGCCCCGGAGGGUGGUGAGUGUGUGGGGUGCAGGCUCCGGCCUCAGGGCAGCUCAGGGAGUGAGAGGCAGGUGCAGGACCAGCCGUUUUUCCUCAGGGUCACCUCAGGGAAGUGCAGAGGUGGCGUGCCCUACACGCCAGCCUUUCCAGGGUGGUUCUGCUGCCCUUCCUGGGCUAGAUCUGAGAGAGGAAGGGGGGUCAGUCAUGGAGUCUGAACAGGUGGGGGUGCCUGGGGCAUGCUUUUGUCCCCACCUACCAGCUGUGUGGCCUUGGGCAAGUAGUGUAACCUCUCUGAUCCACCACAUUCUCAUCUAUAAAAUGGGGACAAUAAAAUCCUCCCUGGGGGGGCUGUUAUUAACAUACGUGUCAGUGGCCCAAAGUCGUUUCUGUAAUUAUUAGUUCUCUGUU
This is a messenger RNA of Saimiri boliviensis boliviensis (Bolivian squirrel monkey), 4334 nucleotides long. It is a transcript of the gene CCDC13, whose product is annotated as coiled-coil domain containing 13. Gene Ontology annotation, biological process: non-motile cilium assembly; cytoplasmic microtubule organization. Gene Ontology annotation, cellular component: centriolar satellite. Lineage: Eukaryota; Metazoa; Chordata; Mammalia; Primates; Cebidae. The record is from RefSeq and is a predicted model, not a curated record.